This is a messenger RNA of Strongylus vulgaris, 573 nucleotides long. Lineage: Eukaryota; Metazoa; Nematoda; Chromadorea; Rhabditida; Strongylidae. The record is from the annotation of a GenBank genome assembly.
AUGGGCUUUCCACUCGUAACAGUGCAGUCAUUCAACACUACGCACGCUAAACUCAACCAAGCUCGAUAUCGUACAAACCCGAACGCCAAAGAUCCGAAAAGAUACCGAAAUCCUAAAUACGGGUUCAAGUGGGAUAUCCCGAUAUGGUACCAAGAAGGAAAUGAAGAUGUUAGAUUGACAUGGUUGAAAAGAGAUGAGCCACUUUAUCUCAAGCUGACUCAACCAGAUCAGCCUAUUGUGAUCAAUAUUGAACGCAAUGGUUUUUAUCGUCAAAAUCAUGAUAGCCAAGGGUGGCAAAGAAUUGCAGAUCAACUCAAGACGAACCAUGAGGUGUACAGCACACGAACAAGAAAUGCUAUCAUCAGCGAUGCAUUCGCAGCUGCGCUCGUUAACAAAGUUCCUUAUAAAACGGUUUUCGACCUGCUUCAAUAUCUGACAGUUGAAAAGGACUAUUUGCCUUGGGCAGAGGCAUUAAAUGGAUUUUUCACUGUGUUGGACUUCUUCGGCAAUGAACCAGAGAUCAUAUAUGCUCGGGUAGCAGUUCAUGCUCAAAUUGCUGGAACCGAUUUAUAG